Necator americanus (New World hookworm) is the source of this 357-nucleotide messenger RNA. RefSeq lists its product as uncharacterized. Bases 1 to 357 code for a protein of 118 amino acids. The transcript has 3 exons. The record is from RefSeq and is a predicted model, not a curated record. Lineage: Eukaryota; Metazoa; Nematoda; Chromadorea; Rhabditida; Ancylostomatidae.
AUGAGUCAUGUACAGGUGAGAGCACCUGGGAGCAGACGGACGGGCCCGAUCGAUUACGGGUUCGGCCGGACGGGGCUGGAGCUGGGUCGGCGCGGUUGGUGGCUUUCUCCUCGUCUCCUCUGCUACAAUACUAUCUCCGGAGUUAACGUCGACAAAGAGCGCAGCUCGCCGUCUCAUGUCUUGCGGUCGUACCGCUCUAUGGAACCUCACGUGAUCAAUUCAUACCUCCUAGUUGGUGUCGCCAUUCUACUGAUGAUGGCUGUGCUCGUCACAUUGUUGAAUCUUGCUCAGCCUCCACUACGCAGGCUUAUCAAGUACUACUUUCCUGGUGAACAAGACUACGAGAUUAUUGUAUAG